This is a messenger RNA of Austrofundulus limnaeus, 1354 nucleotides long. Its product is annotated as sterol 26-hydroxylase, mitochondrial. Gene Ontology annotation, biological process: cortisol metabolic process; glucocorticoid biosynthetic process; cholesterol metabolic process. Lineage: Eukaryota; Metazoa; Chordata; Actinopteri; Cyprinodontiformes; Rivulidae. Gene Ontology annotation, cellular component: mitochondrial inner membrane. Gene Ontology annotation, molecular function: heme binding; oxidoreductase activity, acting on paired donors, with incorporation or reduction of molecular oxygen; iron ion binding. Bases 62 to 1144 code for a protein of 360 amino acids. The transcript is spliced from 8 exons. The record is from RefSeq and is a predicted model, not a curated record.
AGUUGGAUUAUUUAAAGAAGGGGAGCAGUGGUACAAGCUGAGGGUGGUGUUGAACAGACGGAUGCUUCAUCCAAAAGACUCUGCUCAGUACUCCGGGGUCAUCACCGAUGUGGUUACAGACUUUACCAAAAAGAUCAAAAACGUGCGCCACAGCAGCCCCACAGGGGAUCUUGUUCCGGACAUUGCCAACGAGCUGUAUCUGUUUUCACUAGAGGGUAUCUCCUCCAUAUUAUUUGAGACGAGGCUCGGCUGUUUGGAGAAGGAAAUCCCUGCCGGCACACGAGAGUUCAUCCAGUCCAUCGCACAGAUGUUCUCCAACAGUAUGGCCGUGGUGCUGACGCCAAAGUGGAGCCGCCGUCUGCUUCCUUACUGGGGGCGUUACAUAGCCGGCUGGGAGGGCAUCUUCACUUUUGCUAAAGUGUUGAUUGACAAGAAGAUGAAGGACAUUCAGCAGCAAGUGGACAAAAAUGAGGACGUGAAGGGGGAGUAUCUGACGUACAUCCUCUCAAACACGGAGAUGAGCCUUAAAGACGUUUACGCCAGCAUCACUGAGCUGCUCCUGGCUGGAGUGGACACGACCUCCAACACACUCACAUGGGCCUUGUACGAGCUGUCCAUGAACCCCCAAGUCCAGGACAAACUGUAUGAAGAAGUGUCCUCGAUGGUACCUGCAGACCAGACCCCCACUGCUGCUCAGGUCACCCACAUGCCGUAUUUACGAGCUGUCAUCAAGGAAGCUCUCAGGAUGUACCCCGUUGUUCCUAUAAAUGCAAGGAUCAUAAAAGAACAACCGGUAACUGUUGGUGGAUAUAAGUUCCCAAAGAACACUACUUUCAACUUCUGUCACUACGCCAUGAGCCAUGAUGAGAACACCUUCCCACAGUCAAACACGUUUCAGCCCGAGAGGUGGCUCCGCGACGGCCGCCAGAGGCCCAACCCGUUUGGCUCCAUCCCCUUCGGCUUCGGGGUGAGAGGCUGCGUCGGGCGCAGGAUCGCUGAGCUGGAGAUGUAUUUGCUUCUGUUUCACCUGAUCCGUCAAUUUGAAGUGAAACCAGACCCCAAAACUGGGAAGCUAAAAAGCGUCUAUCGGACCGUUCUGGUUCCAGACAAACAACUGGACCUGCACUUUGUGGACAGAAAAUGAAGAAAAUCAGCGUCACUCAUUUUUUACACACCAGAAUGACUGAAAAGGUUGUGUAUAAAAGCUGAUUAUGUGAUAUUAUCGUUUGUUGCAGGGGAUAAUGCUCUAUUUCAUCCCUACUGACCGCCAGAGGCGGUGCUUAAAGCACUGAAUGAUCACUCUUGCGCAUGCUCAGGUCGAGAAUCUUAUACCAACAUGGUCACGUGUGACACC